AUGGAGUCGACCACAAACUCCCUCAAUCAAAUCAAUACAACUGCUGUACCUGAUGGAAAUGGCCAUACAUUUAAGUAUCCCGGGUUGAAGCUGUCUCUCAACACCAUGUCUAUCAUUGUUUAUUCCCUGAUCUUUCUCCUUGGUGUGGUCGGGAAUGGAGUGGUUAUCUGGGUCACCGGGUUCAAAAUGAAGAAAACUGUUAACACAGUUUGGUACCUCCACCUUGCUGUGGCUGACUUUAUCUUUGCAGCAUAUCUGCCUUUGAAUGUGACAUACAAGAUUUUGGGGAUGCACUGGCCGUUUGGUAAGAUCAUGUGCAGGCUGAACACCAUGGUGCUCUUUCUGCACAUGUUUGCCAGUGUCUACAUUCUGGUGGUGAUCAGUGUGGAUAGAUGCGUCUCUGUAGUCUGGCCCGUGUGGGCUCAGAAUCAUCGAAAUAUGCGUAAAGCGUCCUGUGUGAGUCUGUGUGUUUGGAUACUGGCUUUUAUUCUCAGCGCUCCAUGCUUUUUCUUCAGGAACACUGAGAAAGUGUUUGAGAAAGGCAAAAUCCUCUGCUUCAACAGCUAUGCUAUUUCUGAUAACUAUGAAUUACCAUCUGUUAUUCAGAUGCAAAAGUUUCGUCAUCAGGCCAUGAUCAUCACCCGUUUCUUCCUGCUUUUUGUUGUUCCCUUCACUGUCAUUGUGUCCUGUUACGCUGUCAUCAUCAAGCAUCUCAAACGAAACCGUGUCCUGGCCAGCAAGUCAAGUCGCCCCCUCAAGAUCAUUGCUGCCAUUAUCAUCACUUUUUUUCUGUGCUGGGCUCCCUUUCACAUCAUGAGUCUCAUUGAGCUGGUGAAAUUCAGAGCUGCUGCUCCAAAUGAAACGUUAGUCUAUGUCAUUGCUGUUGGGAAUCCUCUUACUAGAAGUUUGGCAUUUUUUACCAGCUGCCUGAAUCCACUGCUGUAUGUGUUCAUGGGACAAGAUUUCAAGAAAGAAAUCCGCAAAUCCAUCCUGAAUUGGCUCGAGACUGCCUUCCAGGAUGUGGAGGCACACUUUCACACUUACUCAAAGACAGAGGACACCAGUCAGAGCAAAGAUAAUCAGAUUUGA
Messenger RNA from Neolamprologus brichardi, 1089 nucleotides. Its product is annotated as chemerin-like receptor 1. Gene Ontology annotation, molecular function: G protein-coupled receptor activity; complement receptor activity. Gene Ontology annotation, biological process: positive regulation of cytosolic calcium ion concentration; phospholipase C-activating G protein-coupled receptor signaling pathway; complement receptor mediated signaling pathway. Gene Ontology annotation, cellular component: plasma membrane. Lineage: Eukaryota; Metazoa; Chordata; Actinopteri; Cichliformes; Cichlidae. The record is from RefSeq and is a predicted model, not a curated record.